Molecule: messenger RNA, 2718 nt
Organism: Dunckerocampus dactyliophorus (ringed pipefish)
Lineage: Eukaryota; Metazoa; Chordata; Actinopteri; Syngnathiformes; Syngnathidae
Product: voltage-dependent calcium channel gamma-5 subunit-like
Exons: 6
Coding region: 1718-2563 (281 amino acids)
Biological process (GO): neurotransmitter receptor internalization; calcium ion transport; neurotransmitter receptor transport, postsynaptic endosome to lysosome
Cellular component (GO): postsynaptic density membrane; AMPA glutamate receptor complex
Molecular function (GO): channel regulator activity; voltage-gated calcium channel activity
Source: RefSeq, a predicted model, not a curated record
CACAUUCUGGUCCUAGUAAAAUGCUGUUUCAUUUAUUUUUCGUUUUAAUAUGUAUAGUAUUUUGUUGUAUCAUAUACGUAAAACAAUGUAUGGAAUGAAUUUGUAACACAAUAAUAUUAUAAAUGUUAUUAUUACUAGGGGUGUCACGAGAUCAAUCGGUGACAAGAUUUUUUGUUUGGAGAAAAGCUGUCUUGCGACAAACAGGGCAGCCGCAAGCCAAUCAGACUGUGAACUCGGUAUUGCCAACUUGGUGAUUUUGUCGCAAAAAUUUUCACAAAAGCGCCUUUUUUUUGUCGUCGUUGGAGAGUUUCCUGUUACUUGGGGAUUUAAAAAUGAAAGCACGUAUUGUUCUACAGUUUCGGUUCUCACUGAGCAGCAGCGGGUAAAGCAGUCACAAGCCGCCCGUGCACAGUCAGCUUGCGCGGCUCACUCUGAGCAUAGUUGAGCUCUACGCAUCCACGAAUCACGCUUGCGCGAGGUGCGAUGCCGCCGCCAUGGAUCUCGCCUCUUUUACAUAGCAAGAUCUAAAACGUAACAUUUCUUAACCUUUAUUAAAUGACUACUCAUUACACUCACGCCUCGUUCGGACUCGCUCACUUGAGUGUGUCGGAACGUGUGAUGGAAGAACGUUGUGUGAUAAAUGAAACAAUCAGAGGCGAGUCCAGAUGUAAUUAUUACGCUGUCUGGACCUUGAGAGCCGCUGGCCAGGAUAAAAUAUUAAAAACAUUUUAUUUUGAUGAAGUGGCGGCCAAUUUUAAAUGAACAAACCAAGAAUCAAGUUUAUUUGUAGUUCUUGACGUAAUUAAGGUGUUUUUACUCACUUUUUGGCAACAGUGCACAUGGUUUUGUGACAUAAAAAAAUGUGUCCAGUUAAAUUUUUGUCAUUGUACUUUUCUUACAAUUAAUGUUAAAAUCUCAUCUCGUCUCGUUCUUGGUGGACUCAAACUCCUGUAUCGUCUCGUCUCAUGAGCGGACACCCCUAAUUAUUUCAAAGAUUUUAAUAUGUGCUUUUUUUGUUUGCAUUUCUGUUGCUCAUUACCGGAUUUGACAUCUGCAUGCUGGCAAAAUAACGCAAAUCUUGCAAUUAAAAUAGUACAAGAUCAUUAUGUGCCAUGAGUGUUAACCUAGACGUGCCUUAUAGAUGUCUUCUGGACUCCUGAGGAACAUUCAUUGAAGUCUUAUAGAGGAAAUACGGGUAAAUAUAAUUAACAGUCAGGGAGCUGCCCGUGGUCCUGAAAUACUUUCCUUUCCUCGUCUUUCUUUCUCUCGCUCUCUCUCUCUCUCUCUCUCUCUGGUAAAGUGUGUGUGUUUGCAUUGAGCGGCAGAAGAUGAAGAGACACUGAAGGCAUCGCGUUGCCUUCACCCUCGCAGCUCUCCUCAUGCAGGAAUCUUUAGCUUGUUCUCUCACACUGGCAGAAAAUCCAAACCUAGCGUUCUUGGCACGCCUGACAUCAUAAACUAGGAUUACGUCAUCAGUAGGUAAGCAUGUUGCUCUUGUUCUUUCCGUUGCUCAUAAAUCACGUCUGUUAAAACACUUUUGUUUUUCUUCUUUGUCCUUAUUCUACUGCUUGCAUGUGUGAGUAACAGGAAGAAAAGCGGCGUCUGGCGCCACCUGUCGGUUUGCACGUAGAAAUCUUUCCACCCCAAAUAUAAGACGACUUUCUUCUCUGGAAGAAAUGUCCUCUAAUAUUCAUGUCUAUAUGUGGAGGUUGUUGCCAUGGGUGCGUGCAGCAGGAAGGCCCUGACUUUGCUCAGCAGCGUGUUUGCAAUUAGCGGCUUAGCCCUGCUGGGGGUGGCAGUCAGUACAGACUACUGGUUGUACCUGGAAGAAGGCGUCAUCGUGCCCGUCAACCAGAGCGCCGACAUCAGGAGCUCGCUGCACUCCGGCCUCUGGAGGGUCUGCUUCCUGACGGGAGGCGAGGCAGGUGGAUGCUUCACCAUUGAGUACAUGAUGCCUGCCAAUGUCAAGUUCACGUCAGAGUCCACAGUCAAUAUCCUGAAGAUGAUCCGCUCAGCGACUCCUUUCCCCGUGGUCAGCCUCUUCUUUAUGUUCAUCGGCUUCGUCCUCAACAACAUCGGCCACGUCAGGCCCCAUCACACCAUCCUGGCUUUUGUUUCAGGAAUCUUCUUCAUCCUGUCAGGUCUGGCUCUGGUGGUGGGUCUGGUGCUGUACAUAUCCAGCAUCAACGAUGAGGUGUUGAACAGGACCAGAAGCCACGAGGUCUACUUUAAGUACAAGUAUGGAUGGUCCUUUGCCUUUGCUGCCAUCUCCUUCCUGCUCACUGAGAGCGCAGGUGUCAUGUCGGUCUACUUGUUCAUGAAGCGGUACACAGCAGAGAUCUACAGACCUCGCCAUCACACAUUCUACAGACCUCGCCUCAGCAACUGCUCAGACCACUCGGGUCACUUCCUGCACCCGGAGGUGUGGUCAAGGGGCCGCAGUGCCUCCGACAUCUCUAGCGAGGCCUCCUCCAUCCAGAUGGGCGCCAGUAACCCUGCUCUCCUCAAAUGCCCUGACUAUGAGGGGGACGCUGGAGGUCACAUUUUGACGCACAUGCUGUGAUUGGCUGUGCAUUUUAAAAUGAAGAGUUUUGGAUUUGUUCACUUUAUAUAUUUGUAUUUUGUUGUUACACCCAGGAGGCAGCAGAGGGCGUGCUCUCCUCAUUAAUCUCAAUGAUUCAUUUAUGCCUUUACCGCUUAAUGUCCUGCUACUUUUGU